CCCACUUUGUGCCAAUCUGUUCCUCUUUCACAUUCAUGAUGGGCAGUUGCGGGUACAGACAGCCCUGCCGGUCUGCUCGGUGAUGGAUCGAUUGCCUGGGCAGGCUGUCAGUGUUUCUCCCACUUUCGCCCACCCUCAUCAGCUUCGCUCACAAUUGUUGAUUGUCUCUGGACAAGGUUUUUGUCACUGGACAAGAAAAUAUCCAGAUUAGAUUCAAGCUGAACUAGACUUUCCUUCUAUUGAGAUUCCAGGAAUUGCGACCAUCACUUCCGCGACAAACACCGAUUCGUUCUGCCGCCUUGAAAGUGCCCAAUCUACAAUUCCGCUUCAUUGACUGUCUUCCUGAUCAUCCCAUCUUCAGCAUCAUGACCUUCUCGUGCUUGGUCUAGGACCUCGCCCAGUCCCGCCUACCCUGUCCCGUUUUCCAUAACUACGUCCGAACACUAGGACCACUGCCAGAUGGAUGGAUACAAGCACCGACUCGCAUCCACACUGCAAGACCACCAGGAUCACAUGCUUGCACGACGCUCAACGGAAAUGAACCACGACGGUGCUAAAUCUCUGCCCUCGCCCGCUGUCAUGACUUUGGAAACUCGGCCGAUUUCUCCACCGUUUUCAUGUAGUCAACUGGGGCCAUUACCAUCAUUAAACCUUCACAAGCCUCGCGACUCCCCUUUGGCCUCAUUCGCAGAUAUACCUAGCAACGAGUUGGCUCCCAUUGCUACCGAUCGUCAUCGUUGCUCACUAUCCCCCAUUGGAAGUCAGAACGGCGCCCCUAUUCUACCUCCCAUUGCGACGCUCACCCAGUCUCUGGAACCUCUCCGCUUGAGGACUCCGUCACAACCACAGACGUCGCCUCGGGUCGAACAGAGACGACCAUCACCGCCGAGGUUGACGAGCUGGCCAACUGGUAACCCUUUGACGACGUAUUACACACCCAGUCAUGAUCAGUCUGCCGAAUCGCCUGCAAGGAUGGAUGUGGACAUGAGCAAUACUCGGGCUGGUAGCGUCAGCCUUGACGAUCCUGACGUUCGCAUGGCUGCUGAAGCAUUGGGAGAUUUGCGCGCUGACUUUGUUUCAACUCCCAAGCAACCAGCAUCGCAAAGACCACAACAAGAACCGAUACUUCAACUUCUGACGACUUCCCAUCCCUUGUUGGCCAAGACGAUAGAAGGGACAACGACGGCAUAUAACACCUCAAAGAACUAUUCACCACGGUUCAAAUCUGGAGCUGAAUAUGUCGAGGGAUAUUUGACUCCCAUCGGUAACACUUUGGGGUCAGUUGGUCGGGUGACGGGAGUUGAAGGUGGUGUGAGAUGGUUUCUUAAAGGAUCAGCAAGACGGCAACCAUCUUCAUCGGAUCUUGAGUCGGGGGAAAGCUCGCGUAGCAAGAGGAGGAGGAUGAUGCCGUCUGAAGAUGAAGAGACGGAGUAUGAGGAUAGAAGGGGUAUUAUGUCACCGCCACCACCGCCCUCAAAUAUGGAGUUUGACCCAUUCGCCUACCGGAGCAAAGAGCGUCGCAUGUCGAUGAGCACUGUGGAUAGUCUUCCGGCCUACGAUGAUGCAAAAUCGCCAGCAUACACCGAAGCCGCCGGCGAUGACCAGCGCUCUCCGGUACCACGCAGUCCCGCAUGGCAAUCGCGCUUGAUAAUGUCUACGUCCGGUCUCAGUAUCGCCAUGUCGGAAGAGUCGUUGCGCAGCCUCAAGUAUUGUCUGCAAUGGCUGCGAUGGGCCAACGAUCGUAUCGCCAAUGCCAUUGGUGCUCUCAAGGUUACUCUUGAACAGUUUGAGCGUCACCCCGAGACGGGAGAGGUUACUUCAAAACAAGUGACGAUUGAAAUCCCUAUCGAUGGUGCGAUCGUAGUCGAGCAGAGGCAGAAUGAAGGUUCAGAGCGAAGGUCCAACGAAGAACUGGGCCAGAGGGUGGCGGCGCUCAAGUCGGAUGUUCUUAAGACGCUUCGGGCCGUCAUCGAAACGGUCAGCAAAUAUGCCGGUGGUGCGCUUCCCGACAACGCACGGGUGCUUGUGAAGCGCCACCUGACCAGCCUCCCUCAGAGGUUCAAGCUGGCCAGUCAAGCGGACCAAUCUUCGGCUGGACCCUCAUCUAGCGGCAGCAACAGCGAAAACGAUGUUCGCGAGGGCGCACAACGUGUCUUGGUGUUGGCGCAAGAGGGUCUAGACAUGAUGGCCCAGGUCAGCGGUGUGCUGGAUGGAACAAUCGUCAGUGCCGAGGAGUGGUGCGCCCGUCUGGGCAAGAAGAAGCAAGAUGAGAGGGCAGCUUUGACUGGUGCUUCGAGUAAUCAACCCGAGAAGCCAUUGGAGCCCCUUACCAGCGUUGGGAUCGACGGAGAUGUCAAGAUGGGAUAGGCGUGCCUCCGUGCCUCAGAUGACAUCACCAAAUCUAUAGUACUUGAAGUUCUGCUUACAACCUGAUUCCUUUGUCAUUAUAUCCACAUACUACGCCUGCUGCUGGCGAUGAAGCAUGCACUGUCACUAAAUUCCCUUGUCUGCUAUCGAGUACCCUCUGCUGCGGUUACAUUUCAUUUGAGCCUUUGUUUAUUUGUUUCCCGGGAGUUAUUGUUUUUUUUUCUCUUUGACAGUCUAAAAGCGUUCGCUGCUGACCUGAUCAUUUGAGUUGGAUCGCAUUUGGUGAUGUUAUGUUUGACUUUUCUUGUUGGUCUAAAUAUUUUACAUGAGACUUGCGGUUGCGGCGACAUAGUUUUGGGGACGCAGAAAAUUCAGUUUACGUGAAAUGGAAUCAGGAAAACAGAUAUCGGGUUGCAGUCGCUUGCAACGUUGGAAUCCCGCCUUCAGUGUCGAGCGUAAAUAGGCGAUAACAAUACAUACUGUUACCUAAGUAUGAUGAGUAGAGGAGAAGCUUUAUAGUCUUGACUAA
Molecule: messenger RNA, 2896 nt
Organism: Pyricularia grisea
Lineage: Eukaryota; Fungi; Ascomycota; Sordariomycetes; Magnaporthales; Pyriculariaceae
Exons: 3
Coding region: 460-2367 (635 amino acids)
Biological process (GO): endoplasmic reticulum unfolded protein response; phospholipid biosynthetic process; regulation of transcription by RNA polymerase II
Cellular component (GO): endoplasmic reticulum; nucleus
Molecular function (GO): transcription corepressor activity
Source: RefSeq, a predicted model, not a curated record